AUGCCUAAAGCCAAUCAAUAUAAACCCGUCCCCCCCUCUGAGGAUCUGCGGCCAUUUAUUGCAAAGUACUGGAAACAAAACAAGAGCGAUGUGGAGAUUCUCGCACUACUCAAGAAGCAUCAUAUCGAUCUAGCAAAAUACGGUCUAGAGAUUGCUACGUUUCGCAAAAUUCGAGAGAAUUUGGGAUUUCUUCGUGCUCGGAGACAGGGUCACACGGUUGAGUCCAUUGCUGGAGCAAUCACUAAGCUUCGGGUCAUGUACCCAAAGGCUGGUGGGCGAGAGAUGAACAUGACGCUGAUCUAUUCAAAUCUGGGUCUUGUUUCGUCCAGCAAGACUGUAAUGCAGUAUUUCCAUAUCUAUGAACCUGACCUUGUUCGCGAGCGUCGUCGUGGCCAUUUCAAACGCAAGAGAUUCUGGGCAGCUGGCUCGAACAAUGUCUGGGCUGUAGAUCAACAUGACAAGUGGAAAUACAAAUUUGGUCUCGCUCUCCACACCGGGAUCGAUCCAUUCCUAGGCCUGAUUCAUUGGAUGAAGAUUUGGUGGAAUAAUAACAACCCAAGACUCAUUCUGAGCUAUUAUCUCGACGCAAUUGAGACCAUCGGAUUCAUGCCUCUCGUGACUCAAAGCGAUCCUGGUACAGAGAAUAUUGGUAUUGCAAAUGGACACACACAACUGCGGCAUUAUCAAGAUCAGUCACUCGUUGGUACAUCUCAACACCGAUGGAUGAGACAGAAGAAGAACGUUAUGCCCGAGAUCACUUGGAGCCAACUGCGCUGUCAAUUCACACCUGGCUUUGAGGACAUACUCGAAAUCGGAGUCAACAAUGGUUGGUAUGAUCCUGGAGUGCUUAUCGAAGCUCUUAUUUUCCGUUGGGUGUUCAUCCCCUGGCUCCAAGCCGAACUUGAACUCUAUCGCAACCGCAUCAACAACACUGCUAAACGCCAUGAUCGUAACAAGAUUCUUCCUCACGGUGUUCCAAACCAUAUGUUCGAAUACCCAGAGGACUAUGCAAUUCUUGAUUUCAAGAUCAAGAUUGAUCCUGAGGGUGUUCACAAGGUUCGAGCUAUGUACGCUCCUCCUGAUCACAAGAUAUUUCACCUUGUUCCUCCCGAAUUCCAUGACAUGAUCUCUGGGAUUUAUAAAAGUAUUGGUGAGCCAAGUGUCAACAGAGAGUCAUGCUGGGACGUCUACCUCCAGUUGCUUUCUGAAUUCCGGACGCUUGAUGAGAUUCACGGUGUGGAUGUCAGCGCUAAUGAGAAUUGGGGUUAUGCGCUCACACAAGCAUUGGACAACUACAAUGACGAAAUUCAGCCCAUCCCCGGUCUCAAGGAACUACGCGGAGGUGAAGGUGUCAUUGGUCCAGAUGGCGGAUAUUAUAUGGGUGGUGUAAAUCAAGGUGAUGGUUUAGACCAAGGCUUACGGUCUAAAUUGAACCAGAUGAUUGACGACGUAGAGCCCAAUGUCAAUGGUGAUUUGCAAAAUGAACCUUCCACAUCGGAUGAUUUAUUCGCAUGGUUUUCUGAUGAAGAGGAGUCUUUAGCGGCAGCAGAGGGUGAUUGGUAGCGAUAAUUGUACUGUAUCUCUAUCUAUUCAUUGACGAGCAGUGAUGCGCCCUGGCCCCGCGAUCAAUUGAU
Messenger RNA from Mycena citricolor, 1634 nucleotides. The record is from the annotation of a GenBank genome assembly. Lineage: Eukaryota; Fungi; Basidiomycota; Agaricomycetes; Agaricales; Mycenaceae.